AUGGGUAUGAAGAUGCCAUCCGACCCUUCCUUCGAGUGGCCUGCGGAGUGCACAAAGCCCAGCAUGUUCUCCAUGCUGGUCAAGAAGGUCACCUCCCUGAUCAAGGGCCCUUCGAACGAGGACAAGGAUCGCGAGCUGAAGGACCAAGAGAAAAAGGACCGGGAGGCGAAAGAGGGCGUAGUCGUCCAGCCUGAGGAUGCUACGGAGCCUUGGGAAGUCGUCCCCAGCGUCAAGGACGACCCUUGGAGCGUCGUUGUGAAGUCUCGCAACGUGCUCACCGAGUACGAAGACAGCGGUGCCAACCGCCAGACCCAGUACGAACGUACUUACCAGUACGAGUUUGAUCGCCGGGUCAUGGAGGCCGACCGCCUCGCUCUCCGUGAAGCUAACAAGCGCGCUUCGAAGUAG
Messenger RNA from Fusarium verticillioides 7600, 408 nucleotides. RefSeq lists its product as hypothetical. The record is from RefSeq and is a predicted model, not a curated record. Lineage: Eukaryota; Fungi; Ascomycota; Sordariomycetes; Hypocreales; Nectriaceae. Bases 1 to 408 code for a protein of 135 amino acids. The transcript has a single exon.